Molecule: messenger RNA, 1503 nt
Organism: Parastagonospora nodorum SN15
Lineage: Eukaryota; Fungi; Ascomycota; Dothideomycetes; Pleosporales; Phaeosphaeriaceae
Exons: 2
Coding region: 1-1503 (500 amino acids)
Biological process (GO): DNA replication, synthesis of primer
Cellular component (GO): alpha DNA polymerase:primase complex
Source: RefSeq, a predicted model, not a curated record
AUGCCACACUCCGUAACGCCAGAAGCUACGUCUGCAGAUGAGUCCUCGAGGACUGCAUCCCAGGUCGACAAUGUCAAAUCUGAGCCAGAAAUCCAGGAUGUCUCCAUGGACGAUGCACCCAGUCCGGCCGCAACAGAGAAGCCCAAGGUCAAUCUAGAAGAGUUGUUUGACGACGAGGAUUCGGAUGAAGAGUUUCCUUCUAGUGCACCUGCAGUAAAGUUAGAAGAAGAAUUGUCACAGCCCGCACCACUCAAGAUCUCGUCGAAAUCCUCCUUCUCCGACCCAGAAGUGAUGCGUGCCUUCUACCAGCGGCUCUUCCCCUUUCGUCCACUCUUCCAAUGGCUUAACGGCUCCCCCAUACCCACGCCCUCCUUCGCCCACCGCGAAUUCGCCUUUACCCUCCCCAACGACUCCUAUAUCCGUUACCAAUCCUUUCCCACCGCCGACCUGCUACGGAAACAAUGCAUACAACUGCUCCCUUCGCGUUUCGAAAUCGGCCCGCAGUACAGCACAAACCCCCGCGAUCGCAAAACAGUACGGAAAGCCAGUGCCUUCCGCCCCAUUAUGAAAGAGCUGGUAUUCGAUAUCGAUAUGACAGAUUACGACGACAUCCGAACAUGCUGCGGGGGGACGAGCAUUUGCCACAAAUGCUGGGGCUUCAUCACCAUGGCCGUCAAAGUCAUCGACGUCGCACUACGCGAGGACUUUGGCUACAAGCACAUUCUCUGGGUAUACUCGGGUCGCCGCGGAGCCCACGCCUGGGUCUGCGACAAGCGCGCCCGCGAACUCGACGACCAGAGCAGAAAGAGCAUCGCGGGUUACUUGGAACUGCUCAAAGGCGGCGACAACUCCGGCAAAAAAGUAAACUUGCGUCGCCCGCUGCAUCCCCAUAUCGAGCGCAGUCUCGCCAUCCUAAAAGAACACUUCCAGGCCGCCAUCCUCGCAGACCAAGAUCCCUGGGCUACUGAUGAGAAAGCUGCACACUUGCUCAAUCUCCUGCCUGAUACCCAGCUCCGCGCCGCGCUGCAGAAGAAAUGGGACUCGUCGCCUCAGCGUCCGAGUGCGAGCAAAUGGGCAGACAUCGACGCGCUAGCAAAGUCGGGCGCGUUGUCAAAAUCGCCCAGGGAGUUGCAGGAAGCGAAACAAGAUAUCGUGCUUGAAUACACGUAUCCCCGCCUCGACGCCAAUGUCUCGAAGAAACUCAACCAUUUGCUCAAGUCGCCGUUUGUCGUUCAUCCGGGCACGGGGCGGGUGUGCGUGCCCAUCGACACGAGGAGAGUCGAGGAGUUUGAUCCGCUGAGUGUACCGACCGUCACGCAGCUGUUGACGGAGAUUGAUGAGUGGGAGGGCGAAGAGGGGGAGAAGAAGAUGCAGGAUUGGGAGAAGACGAGUUUGAAGCCGUAUGUAGACUACUUCAGGCGGUUUGUGAGCGGGCUCAUGGAGGAGGAGAAGCCGGGGGUGAAGAGGGAGAGAGAAGAAGGAGCGGAUGCUAUGGAAUUUUAA